Xyrauchen texanus (razorback sucker) is the source of this 2321-nucleotide messenger RNA. Its product is annotated as proliferation-associated protein 2G4-like. Lineage: Eukaryota; Metazoa; Chordata; Actinopteri; Cypriniformes; Catostomidae. The record is from RefSeq and is a predicted model, not a curated record. The transcript is spliced from 13 exons. The coding region runs from base 415 to 1533 and encodes 372 amino acids.
UGUAGGGGACUCUUUUCUGGGCUCAGCUCUUGGAUUUGGAGGGCUUUGGAUUGAAGGAUGUCUCGGGGGCUGGAUUUAAGGUGAAUGUAGAAUUUUAAGUGCUCUCUUUUGAAUGCUAAUUAUCAGUGGGUAUCUGCCUAAUUCUGCUCUACAUGCAUUUGUUGGUGUAUUUCUGUGUACAUGUAAGAUGUAUCUGCAGAAUUCUGCAUGUAAAGAUUCUGUUGGGUGUUUGUCCCAGCGUGUAUAGCUAUGAUGACUGAGUGGACCCCACACUUCACUACCAUACAGACUAUCAAAUAUUUUCAGCCAGAUUUUAAUUGGAAUUUGGAGAUUUAUAAAAUGUUCUCUUAAUUGUGUUUAGGGCUCUUUGAGCUUUUUCUUUUAGUGCAUUCACUGCCAUGUUGAAACUCCCUGAUGCUGUUAUUGUUAUACCAAGAGACUUUGAAGACUGUCAUUGAAGGAGCCAAGCCUGGCGUGUCUGUCCUCAGUCUGUGUGAGAAAGGAGAUUUAUUAAUCACGGCUGAAACAGCCAAGGUGUUCAAGAGGGAGAAGGAGAUAAAGAAAGGGAUUGCCUUUCCCACUUGUGUUUCUGUGAACAACUGUGUGUGCCACUUCUCUCCAUUGAAGAGUGAUCCAGACUACACACUUAAACAGGGUGACUUGGUUAAAAUUGACCUUGGAGUACAUGUGGAUGGCUUCAUCUCCAACAUUGCUCACAGCUUUGUGGUUGGUGCAACCAAGGAAGCUCCUGUGACAGGACGGAAAGCAGAUGUGAUCAAAGCUGCCCACUUGUGUGCAGAAGCUGCUCUUCGGCUGGUUAAGCCGGGAAAUCAGAACAUUCAGGUCACAGAGGCCUGGAACAGCAUCUCCCAAUCAUUCAAAUGCACAGCCAUAGAGGGCAUGCUGUCUCAUCAGUUAAAGCAGCAUGCAAUUGAUGGAGAGAAGACCAUCAUUCAGAACCCCACUGACCAACAAAAGAAGGAUCAUGAGAAGGCAGAAUUUGAAGUGCAUGAGGUGUAUGCUGUGGACGUGCUCAUAAGCACUGGAGAGGGAAAGGCUAGAGACUCUGGGCAGAGGACCACUGUUUACAAGCGAGACCCCAGUAAGCAGUAUGGCUUAAAGAUGAAAACCUCCAGGAUGUUCUUUAGUGAGGUGGAGCGACGAUUUGAUACCAUGCCGUUUACUCUAAGGGCGUUUGAGGAUGAGAGUAAAGCUCGGUUAGGUGUAGUUGAGUGUGCCAAGCACGAGCUGCUUCAGCCCUUCAGUGUCCUGCAUGAGAAGGAAGGAGAAUAUGUAGCACAGUUUAAAUUUACGGUGAUGCUCAUGGCAAAUGGCCCUCUGCGUAUCACUGGUGGAUCUUUUGAGCCAGAGCUUUACAAGUCUGAGCAUGAAGUACAAGAUCCAGAACUCAAGGCCUUGUUGCAAAGCUCAGCCAGCCGCAAAGCACAGAAGAAGAAGAAAAAAAAGGCAUCAAAAAAUGCAGAGAAUGCUACAGGGCAACCAGUGGAGGCUGAGAGUGAAGCUGCUGCAUAAACUCCCACUGCAACCAAGCUGACAGACAGAGCCUCUUUACAGCCCAAAGAACAGAACCGUUAAAGCUAAUUAUGACCUGCCCCACUGAUAGGCUGUCCGGCCAAGCCUUCUGUCUUUUUGAGUACCUCCUCAUUAAUUAUACAAGACUGCUACAGGUUAUGUACAGUUAACUUGAUUUUCCAAACUCUUGUUUGGUUGUAUUUGAGUUAUGCCGUUCACUGGAGCAACUGCCACUCGUAAGAAAGGGAGGGUACGGAUGAGCAGGUAGAUACUGACCAACCGUGUUUACAGAGGGUUAGUGCCAGGGUUCGUUUGACCCUCUCAAGAGUUUUCCUUUCAUUGUACAAGCCAUCAUGAAAAAUGUAAGUGCAUUGAUAGCACUUUUUAGGCAGUACUGCUACAAAGUGCCAUUCAUGUCAAUGCAAAAGAAAUCCCUGUUUGAAGUUUGUUAAAGGUUGCAGAUUUUGUCUGUUAGGAAAUUAUUAUAAUUUGUAUCGAUGACCUGUAAUGAGUCUUUGGAGUGGUAACUGCCUCGCAACAACUCAAAUAUAGCAGAAAAUCUACAAUGGAAGUACUGUUAAUCAAUUAGGUAAGCAUUGAUUUGUGUCAAGUGACAUUGACCAUUCAUUUUGUAGUAUCUCUCAAAUUCAAAGGUUUUUCCUAAUUUUCCCUUCAACUUAUUUGUCUUACUCCUGAAACUAUUGUUUAUUGACUAAACUGACUAACUAUCACUAAACUGACUAUCCUGCCAUUUUAUAAGUGUACAUUGAAUAAAUUUAAAUAGACAA